GCACCAGGCAGCGACGCGCACCUGUCUCGCUCCGCAUUUGCUCCGCAUCCAUCGCAUUCCUGCCGCCCUUUUCUGUUGUUUUUUGUGUGUUUAGUUCUGCAAAUUAUAAUGGAAUAAUGAUGGAUCGAGCAGCGCCGUUUAUCCUGCUGUCGGUGCUGCUGUACGGCGCCGUCGGCCAGUUCGAAUGGCAGCCGAGAGACGCGUUCGACGAAAUUAGGCACCGCAUAGACAAAGUCAACAGUGACAAUUGUCCGAUUGCUCACCUCGGCGACCUGUACCUUCCGGAGGAUAGUGUUUCCCACCUCCCUGACAUCAAGGACAUAAACAUCAAUCCCAUCUUCCCCAACCGAACUGCCCUUCUCCUACUGCACAACAUGGCUCUCUCAAGAGCCUUCUUCUUCAGCUACACUCUCCAGUCUCGCUUCAUUCGACCGGCACUCAAUGACACCUACGACCCUGGCAUGAUGUACUACUUCCUGUCCACCGUGGCGGACGUCUCGUCCAACCCCCUCAUAAACGCCAGCGCAAUCUACUUUGCUCCUAAUUCUUCUUACACACCCUCAUACAGAGGGUUUUUCAAUAAAACCAUGCCACGCUUUGCUCCUCGCACCUAUCGUGCUGACGAUUUCAACGACCCAAUCCACCUGCAGAGAAUCUCCACAAUGAACACUUUCACUGUUCAAGAUUUAGGUGCCAUCCCAAAUGCCAGCCUAAGUAACGAUUAUGCUUCCGACUACUACAGGAUCAAUGAAUGGUACCGCCAGUGGUUACCAGACGUUGUCAAGAACAGACAGGACACCAAGGUGACCUAUGAUGUGAAAAUCAGAUAUGCCAACAACACAAACGAGACUUUCUCAUUCCACGGUCCUCCCGGAGCCGACGAGGACCCUGGUCCAGUGAAAUGGACCCGUCCCUACUUUGACUGUGGCCGCUCCAACAAGUGGCUUGUCUCGGCCGUUGUGCCGAUUGCUGACCUGUACCCUCGCCACACCGGUUUCCGUCACAUUGAGUACCCAUCAUACACCGCCAUUGCUGUCCUUGAAAUGGACUUUGACCGAAUUGACAUAAACCAGUGCCCUCUGGGAGAGGGCAACAAGGGGCCAAAUCGUUUUGCAGACACGGCACGCUGUAAAAAGGACACAACGGAAUGCGAGCCAAUACAUGGAUGGGGCUACCGAAGGGGUGGCUAUCAGUGCCGUUGUCUUCCAGGUUAUCGACUGCCUCCAAAUGUGAGACGUCCCUAUUUGGGGGAAAUUGUUGAGAGAUCCACUACUGAGCAGUACUAUCAUGGCGGAUUCAACUGUGAGCGAAUUUCAUGGAUCCAUCGACUUCCUCAACACUGGGAACGAGUGCCAUUGUGGAUGAAGGAAAAAUACUUGGACAAGUUUUAUGAGUACAGGAAUUCCUCCAAUGGCACAACCAGCAGGCAGUCUUUGGACCAUGAUAAGAUGAAUAUUGAUGAAGUCCUUAGAUUCAUCUUUGCUGUAACACCUAAAUCCUGCAAAAGCUACACCAACCAAGAGCUGACCCUGAAUGGAGACAUUUCCUUUGGAGUUGAAGAGCAAUUUGGAAAUGAGGCUAAAAUGGCUGUCCGUUUGGCAAAUUUCAUUUCUGGAUUUCUUCAGAUUGUUGAUCCGUAUGAGGUUUACUCUGGCACUAGAGUGGCCGACCCUCCUUUAUCAGAGGAUCAGAUGAUUGCCGAAACGUUAGCCCUUCUCAUGGGUGACUCCAAAAUCUGGUCGGCAGGCACUUUCUGGGAGCGCAACAAGUUCACCAACCGCACCUUAUUUGCACCUUUUGCAUUUAAGGAGAAAUUGAACACCCGCAAAUUCAAGGUUGAAGAUCUGGCCCGUUUGAAUGGCACUGAAGAGGUCUAUCUCAACAGGGAGUGGUUCCAAUUCCUGAAGCAGCGUUGGAGCGCCAACCACGACUCACUCGAGAAGAUCAACAUGAAAAUCAAGAUUCGUUUCAAUGAGACAGGAGAGUACAUGAAAAAAUAUGAAGUCUACCCCAAUUUCUAUCGGGCGGCCAACGUUGACCACGGAUACUGGACCAGACCCUAUUUUGACUGCAAUGGAAUGGUUAAAAAGUGGGUGAUCACAUACGCUGCUCCUUUCUUUGGAUGGGAUGCUCUUCGUGCAAGGCUUGAGUUUAAGGGCGCUGUUGCUGUCACCAUGGAUCUGCUCACCCUGGACAUCAACCAAUGCUCAGGCACCUACUCCACACCCAAUGCCUUCAAAGGUACUCACAAAUGCGAUCGCAAGUCGUCCUACUGCACACCUAUUCUCGGCCGAGGCUUCGAGUCAGGCGGUUACAAGUGCGAGUGUCUGCAGGGCUUUGAAUAUCCAUUUGAAGAUGCCAUCACCUAUUUUGAUGGACAACUGGUUGAAUCAGAAUUUAGUAACAUAGUGGCUGACACGCCUUCCAAGUACGACAUGUACAAAUGCCGUCUCUCAAGUGGUCACACCACAACGGCCAGCAUUGGCAUAGUUUUAGCUGUCUUUCUUGUUGUGCACCUUCUGCGCUUUUGAGAAAUUAUGAUCUGAAUGUAUUAUUGUUUACGUGUUCAGUUUUCGCUGGGAUAAUCUUAUGAUAUUAAGAGUUGAUUUUAAAUAAUUUGAAAUUAAAGUUAGAGGCAGCUUUUACGUCCGUCCAUUGAAAGACAUAAUAUAAUGAACUCCGUCCAUCUAGAUGUUGUGGAUGUAAGAAAAGUAUUUUAGACUAGGCAGUUUUAGUUUUUUUAAGAUUUUUUUCAUUGAUUUUUAUGACUUUUAUUUCAUUGAACUUAUGAUUCCAUUGUUAAUCAAACUUUCAUUCCAUUUUGUACAAGUGGUAAAUAAUGUGCAGCAAUAAAAUCUCAGUCAUUGUAUUAAAUAAA
Neocloeon triangulifer is the source of this 2878-nucleotide messenger RNA. RefSeq lists its product as uncharacterized. NCBI's taxonomy places the organism in Eukaryota, Metazoa, Arthropoda, Insecta, Ephemeroptera, Baetidae. The transcript is spliced from 8 exons. The record is from RefSeq and is a predicted model, not a curated record. Bases 117 to 2531 code for a protein of 804 amino acids.